AUGGGGACGCAGACCACCCAGUGGGUGUGGGGAGCCGUGCGGCUGCUCCAAGAGCACCUGGCCUCCAGCACACAUUCGGAGGAGCUCCGCAAAUCCUUGAGUCUCCUCUCAGUCUUGCCCAUCACGGCAGAAAUCCUUGGCGCCACGGGUGUCAGAGAGAUGGUGAAGGGUUUUAGGAAGCACCCGCUGGUGGGCAGUAUGGCAAAGGAGUUGGAAACACGCUGGGAGACCUUGGCUCUCCUGGGCUGCAACCCAGCGCUUCUUUCGGCGAUUCUACAGCAGGUCUCUGAACAGGAUGGCACUCAAGAGCCCAGGAAGGAGGCUCUUGGGCUGUCAGAGUCAGGGUGGGUGCAAGAGGACAAGUUGAAAGAGUCAAGUGUGGUUUGGGUCUCCGGGGGGAAAGAAACGGCAGGCAGGAGGGGAGGCCCCAACUCUGGGCCAGAGCCCCCACGGCCCGGGGAGCUGUGUGAGUUCCAGGGACCUGGCAAGCGGUCUGCCAGCCCUUGUCCCAGGAGCAGGCAGGAGAAGCGUCCCCGAGUGGACCCAGAGUCCUCUGGGGGCAGCAGCAAGUCUCAUCGUUGGGUUGUGGACAGCUCUGGAGUCUCGCGGGACCCUGGGCCCACUGGUAUCCAGGACAUGCCUGGCAACGCGAGCCGUCCGGUCAAGCAGUCUCAGGAUCCACCAGGGCUCCCACAAGAAGGUCUCCCUUGGGAACCCCAGGGACAGGCUGGGGCCAGACCAAAAAAUGGGUGCCGAUCCUCUGAAGAGGGGAAGAGAGGUUCAAGGGCCCUGCCCUCUAAGGUCAAGCAGACCUCUGGCAAGCCAGAGACGCAGGCAGCGAAGCUGCGCGGGCGCAAUCACCAGAGCGAAUCCCAGCAACAGCAUGAAAUCCACACACCUCCACAGUCUUUCGAGGAUGCCCUCAACCAGACCCAGCUGCUGCUGAGGAGACAGAGGACCAAGGGCAGGAUUCGUGCUGCUGCCUUGGCUCAAGGAGACCUGAAAAGGAAUGGCUCCAGCGGCCCCAGAACACUCUCGGAUUCCAUGCACAGCUCAGUCCCAAGGGCAAGCGAGGUCCAGGAAAACCAGGCAGGACAGCUGGCUCCAACCUCAGCCACCAAUCCAGCCAGUCCCGUCAAUUCCACAGAAGCAGUCAGGGUGCCAAUGGUGCAGCUCAGCACUGAAACCUCUAAGUUCCUUGGGCUGCAGGUCUAUUCGGAUCGGCUGCCUGACAUGAAAAGGAUGCCCUCCUUCUCUUCAUCUAGGCCAGGAGCCUCUGGGCUCUGGGAAGUGGGAAAAAGGGAAAGAGAAGGGGAAGGAGGAGGUGUUGAGAAAGGGGUAAAGGGAGAUGAAAGGGAAGGGGGAAGGGGAGCAGAAGGCAAAGGGGCACAGGGAGAGGGAGGGGAAGAGAUGGCCUUGCCUUUUGUCAGAAAGUCCCUGAAGAUGCCACUGUACUCUGGACCAACGUGCGACUCCCUGGCUCCCUGGUGCCCCCAGGAUGUCCGUGGGCUCCCGCAACACAGCACUCCAGCCACUGCCAGGCCGCCCUGCAUUCUCCUAGCACCCAUUUCCCAGACUUCUACCCCGUCUCCGCACCAGCCUCAAGGGAACACUCAUUCAAGGACAGUGGCGCACAGUGGUACAGACAGGCUGUGGCAAAUCCGCUGUUGCAAAGCAUUCAAGGACAAAAAACCAGCAGAGGGCGAGUCCUGGCGAGAGCUGUACCUGCGGCUUCGCCAAGAGCAGCGUGUGCAAGCAGCGAGCGCCUGCACAAGCCAAGAAGAGCCAAGGCCAACGGGAGCAAAGCUCUUAAACCAACCUCCAGAAAAGCCUCCUGGCCCUGGAAAAAGCUCCCGGGCCAGGACUGUGUUGGAAGGAUGCUCAAGGGCCCUUCUCACUGCUUCUGAGGGACUGGGAUAA
This is a messenger RNA of Dipodomys spectabilis (banner-tailed kangaroo rat), 1920 nucleotides long. Its product is annotated as elongin-A-like. The record is from RefSeq and is a predicted model, not a curated record. The transcript has a single exon. The coding region runs from base 1 to 1920 and encodes 639 amino acids. Lineage: Eukaryota; Metazoa; Chordata; Mammalia; Rodentia; Heteromyidae.